This is a messenger RNA of Lottia gigantea (owl limpet), 354 nucleotides long. RefSeq lists its product as hypothetical. Gene Ontology annotation, molecular function: RNA binding. NCBI's taxonomy places the organism in Eukaryota, Metazoa, Mollusca, Gastropoda, Lottiidae. The transcript has 3 exons. Gene Ontology annotation, biological process: mRNA splicing, via spliceosome. The coding region runs from base 1 to 354 and encodes 117 amino acids. The record is from RefSeq and is a predicted model, not a curated record. Gene Ontology annotation, cellular component: U2-type spliceosomal complex.
AUGUCAGAAGAUGAACGAGAGAGAAGAUAUCGUAAAGAUGAGGAAGAGUCUAGUGAAGAAGAAGAAGAAAUUGAUGAUGAAGAAUUUGAAAGAAGAAGAAAUUUAUUGAGACAAAGAGCUAAACAGAAACGUGAAGAUGAGGAAGUAAUGGAUGUAGAAGAAGAGAAAUCAGAUGGGGAAAGUGAAGAAGAAUCAUCUGAAUAUGAAGAAUACACAGAUUCAGAAGAGGAGGUUGGACCAAGACUCAAACCAGUGUUUGUCAGAAAGCGUGACAGAAUCACAAUUCAAGAAAAAGAAAGGGAAGAAAUAAAACAACGAGAAUUAGAAGUUGACACGAUACCUACCUUUACCUAA